GAAAGCCCCAUUCUUCUUGGUACUAGAGAAAGCAAUGUUGGCAAAUUCGGUUUUAAAAUGGGGCCAGCUACAGCACGGAAGUCAAAUGUUGAUUGAAAGUUGAAGGGAUGAACGCGCUGUUGUCCUCUCAUCUCACACUGAAGCGGGCGUCUCUAUAUUUUCUACAGCUGAAAUGACUUACUAAACCUGGAGGCUUCUGAGCAAGAGAAAACGAAAAUACCCGGUAUGGCCUCAUCAUCAACACCUAAAUAUAAUUCAAACUCCUUGGAGAGUUCUUCAAGUAAAAGGACUCUAAAAGAUGGAACUAACUGGGAACAAAAUGAAGAAAUACCUCGUCUGCCAGGAGAGACUAGAGUCACAGACAAGGAUGUUAUUUAUAUGUGUCCAUUUAAUGGCCCCGUUAAAGGAAGAGUGUACAUCACAAACUACAGGCUGUACCUAAGAAGUGUGGAAAAUGAUCCAGUUGUGGUAUUGAAUGUUCCACUGGGCGUAAUUUCAAGGAUUGAAAAAAUGGGAGGAGCUUCAAGCAGAGGAGAGAACUCUUAUGGAUUAGAUAUAACCUGUAAAGAUAUGAGAAAUUUACGGUUUGCAUUAAAACAAGAAGGGCACAGUAGAAGAGAUAUAUUUGAAGUCCUCACAAAAUAUGCUUUUCCCCAGUCACAUAAUUUGCUUUUUUUUGCAUUUGCAAAUGAAGAAAAGUUUUCUGAAAAUGGAUGGAUGGUGUACAAUCCGAUGUCUGAAUACAGGAGACAAGGACUGCCUAAUGAACGGUGGCGAGUAACUUUUAUUAAUGAACAUUACGGACUGUGUGACACAUAUCCAUCGCUCUUAGUAGUGCCAUAUAAUGCAACAGAUGAUGAUCUCAAGAAAGUUGCUGCCUUUCGGUCCCGAAAUAGAAUCCCGGUUCUGUCAUGGAUUCAUCCAGAGACUCAAGCUGUUAUUAUGCGCUGCAGUCAACCCCUUGUUGGAAUGAGUGGCAAACGGAAUAAAGAUGAUGAAAGAUACCUUGAUAUCAUCAGGGAGGCUAAUGGGCAAAUAUCAAAACUGACCAUCUAUGAUGCUAGGCCCAAUGUCAAUGCAGUCGCAAACAAGGCGACUGGGGGAGGAUAUGAAGGUGAAGAUGCGUAUCCCAAUGCAGAACUUUUCUUCUUGGACAUCCAUAAUAUUCAUGUCAUGCGGGAAUCUUUGAAGAAGCUGAAGGACAUUGUUUAUCCUAAUGUGGAAGAAUCACACUGGUUGUCAAGUCUAGAGUCAACCCAUUGGUUAGAGCAUAUAAAGCUUGUCUUGACAGGAGCCAUUCAAGUGGCAGACAAGGUAUCCUCAGGAAGGAGCUCUGUGUUGGUUCACUGCAGCGAUGGCUGGGACCGGACAGCGCAGCUGACAUCGCUGGCCAUGUUGAUGCUAGACAGCUACUACAGAACAAUUGAAGGCUUUGAAGUUCUGGUACAAAAAGAGUGGAUAAGCUUUGGACACAAAUUUGCAUCGAGAAUAGGCCACGGUGAUAAAAAUCAUGCUGAUGCAGACAGAUCACCCAUAUUUCUCCAGUUUAUUGAUUGUGUGUGGCAGAUGUCUAAACAGUUUCCUACAGCCUUUGAAUUCAAUGAGCAGUUCUUGAUAACGAUCCUGGAUCACUUGUACAGCUGCCGGUUUGGUACUUUCUUGUAUAACAGCGAGUCUCUUAGAGAAAAAGAGAAAGUGACUGAGAAAACAUUAUCAUUAUGGUCUUUGAUAAACAGUGAAAAAUCUAAAUACACCAAUCCUUUUUAUACUAAAGAGCUAAAUCGAGCGCUCUAUCCAGUAGCCAGUAUGCGUCAUUUAGAGCUCUGGGUCAAUUACUACAUCAGGUGGAACCCAAGAAUUCGGCAACAACAGCCAAAUCCAGUGGAGCAGCGUUACAUGGAGCUCCUUGCAUUACGUGAUGAUUAUAUAAGGAGACUUGAAGAACUACAGCUCACAAAUAAUUCUAAGAUACCCAAUUCAUCAGCCUCAUCAGCAUCUCCCUCACAAAUGAUGUCCCAAGUACAAACACAUUUUUGAA
Molecule: messenger RNA, 2038 nt
Organism: Egretta garzetta (little egret)
Lineage: Eukaryota; Metazoa; Chordata; Aves; Pelecaniformes; Ardeidae
Gene: MTM1
Product: myotubularin 1
Exons: 16
Coding region: 226-2037 (603 amino acids)
Biological process (GO): dephosphorylation; mitochondrion distribution; negative regulation of autophagosome assembly
Cellular component (GO): plasma membrane
Molecular function (GO): phosphatidylinositol-3,5-bisphosphate 3-phosphatase activity
Source: RefSeq, a predicted model, not a curated record